This is a messenger RNA of Arabidopsis thaliana (thale cress), 1712 nucleotides long. It is a transcript of the gene GPX7, whose product is annotated as glutathione peroxidase 7. Gene Ontology annotation, cellular component: chloroplast. The transcript has 6 exons. Gene Ontology annotation, molecular function: glutathione peroxidase activity; peroxidase activity. The record is from RefSeq and is marked reviewed. Gene Ontology annotation, biological process: response to oxidative stress; cellular oxidant detoxification. Lineage: Eukaryota; Viridiplantae; Streptophyta; Magnoliopsida; Brassicales; Brassicaceae. Bases 128 to 655 code for a protein of 175 amino acids.
AAUGAAGCUGCUAUUUAGCGUUAAUUUUUAAGUAGCUCUCCCUUUUCCUUAGAACGUGUAACACUUUUGUAUAUGUAGAUAAUAGUAGAACGAAAAAAAACUCUUUGUAGAGAGAUUCUGCUUCUAUAUGGCUUUCUCUUACGCAUCAUUCUCUACACCCUUCAAUGGUUUCGCUGCAAAUCCGUCUCCGAUUACUUCCGCUUUUCUCGGCCCAUCAUUGAGAUUCUCCACCAGAACAUCAAAAACUCGGAAUCCGAGUAAUGGGGUUUCAGUGAAAUCGUCAAAUAGUCAUAGGUUUCUAGUCAAAUCUAAAAAUUUCAGUGUCUAUGCAAGGGCUGCAGCAGAGAAGUCUGUUCACGAUUUCACUGUAAAGGACAUCGAUGGUAAUGAUGUUUCUCUGGACAAAUUCAAAGGAAAACCUUUGUUGAUCGUUAACGUUGCGUCAAGAUGUGGUUUGACAUCAUCAAAUUACUCAGAGCUUUCUCAACUGUACGAAAAAUACAAGAACCAAGGUGUGCUUGUUAUAGAUUUGAGAUUCUUGCUUUCCCUUGCAAUCAAUUUGGAGGUCAAGAACCCGGUUCAAACCCUGAGAUCAAGCAAUUUGCUUGCACCCGGUUCAAAGCAGAGUUCCCUAUAUUCGACAAGGUUGAUGUGAAUGGACCAAGCACAGCUCCAAUCUACAAGUUCUUGAAAUCCAAUGCUGGUGGUUUCCUUGGUGAUAUCAUCAAAUGGAACUUUGAGAAAUUCUUGGUUGAUAAAAAGGGCAAAGUUGUCGAGAGAUACCCUCCCACAACUUCUCCUUUCCAAAUCGAGAAGGACAUCCAGAAGUUGCUUGCGGCUUAAAUUUAGUGUUGGCAUAUGUGGUACACAAAUUUCCAGGUUAUUGUUGGUAUACCAGAAUUCUUUCUGUAACGUAAAUAAAAUUAUACAAUCGCAUGAUUUGUUCAAUAACCAUUCCAUAUAAACAUCAAGCAGUGCCUUUAGGCUUAUUCAUAAACAUCCAAUUAUUAGAAUAUUUACAACACACACAAACAUAUUCAAUUCGUGGAUAAAUUUAAAAUGAGAGUGCUUAAUUAUAAGACUAACGUUGGCGUCGAGAAGAAGAAGACUGUUUCCUUGACUGUGGGAGAAAUCUAUGGCGGAGAUAAAUCGGUCUAGAUACUUGUGAUGAUCUACGAGAUACUCGAGGAGGAGGAUCUCGUAUCUUUCGAGUCUUAAUAAGAGGUGUCCGUGGCUCUUCACAAACUUCUCCGAGAAGAAGAUCUUCGGGGUCGAGGAAAACUGAGUAUACGGGCCAGUCGAAGGAAUUUUCGAUCGGUUCAAAGACCGGCCAGACGAAGGAAUUAAAGGCAGUUGCGAGCUCCCGUCUCCUGUUAAGCAAAUCUUCGUCAAAAUCCAAUAUCAGGCGUCGAUAACUCACUGCUGUGUCGAUGGUCGAUGUCUCUAUGAGUUUGUAUUUCUCUAACCUGCAGGCAAGACUCUCGCUCGUCUCCUCCAUGUCUUCUUUCAGAUAUCAAUCUGCAAAAGUUCUUUGUAAGACUUUAUAUACACUAUUAAGGUCUUUAUUAUUGUUUUAAAGAAUAAAUUAUUGUAUUUUACCUUCAUAAUUGUCACCAUUAUCUCAAGAUUUAAAAAUUACAAAGACUCGUCAAUGAAAUUACUCGGAACAAGUUAAGCUAAUUUUUUUGUUAAAAUGUGUUGGCAAACCAAAA